AUGGCCUCUUCGAGUGUCCUGUCUCCAAACAUCGCAUGGGUUCUUUGUCACUUCAUCUUUUGCAGCAUAUCGUUAGCCAUCUGCAAUGAAACUGACGAUAGACAGGCUCUCCUUUGCUUCAAGUCUCAGCUCUCUGGUCCAUCUAGAGUUCUAUCCUCAUGGAGCAACACAUCCUUGAAUUUCUGCAACUGGGAUGGAGUCACCUGCAGCUCACGAAGUCCUCCCCGGGUCAUUGCAAUAGAUCUCUCAUCAGAAGGCAUCACGGGCACCAUAUCACCUUGCAUUGCCAACCUGACCUCUCUUAUGACACUUCAACUGUCAAACAACAGCCUCCAUGGCAGCAUACCACCCAAGCUUGGCCUCCUGAGAAAACUCAGGAACCUCAACCUCAGCAUGAACUCUUUAGAAGGUAACAUUCCAUCUCAACUUUCUUCAUAUUCCCAAAUUGAAAUCCUAGAUUUGUCAAGCAAUUCCUUCCAAGGUGCAAUCCCAGCUAGCCUAGGCAAAUGCAUACAUCUUCAGGAUAUUAAUCUCAGCAGAAACAAUUUGCAAGGUAGAAUCUCCUCUGCUUUUGGGAAUCUUUCUAAGCUGCAAGCACUGGUCCUCACUAGCAACAGGCUCACAGAUGAAAUACCACCAUCUCUAGGCAGCAGCUUUUCUCUCAGAUAUGUUGAUCUUGGGAAUAAUGAUAUCACAGGAAGCAUACCAGAGUCCUUGGCAAACAGCUCAUCUCUCCAAGUACUUAGGCUCAUGAGCAAUAAUCUUAGUGGAGAAGUCCCAAAGUCUCUAUUCAAUACUUCAUCACUUACCGCCAUUUUCCUACAACAAAACAGCUUUGUUGGUUCUAUACCCGCUAUUGCGGCCAUGUCCUCCCCCAUUAAAUAUAUUUCCUUAAGGGACAAUUGCAUCUCAGGAACAAUACCGCCCUCACUAGGUAACCUUUCUUCCCUACUUGAACUUCGCCUUUCUAAGAACAAUUUAGUUGGUAGCAUUCCAGAGAGCUUAGGUCAUAUCCGAACACUAGAGAUACUGACCAUGAGUGUGAACAACUUGUCUGGUCUAGUUCCACCAUCUCUCUUCAACAUUUCAUCCCUGACAUUUCUUGCUAUGGGAAACAACUCGCUCGUGGGAAGAUUACCCUCUGAUAUUGGCUACACACUUACAAAAAUUCAGGGCUUGAUCCUCCCGGCAAACAAGUUUGUUGGCCCAAUUCCAGCUUCACUUCUCAAUGCCUACCACCUAGAGAUGCUCUACCUAGGUAAUAACAGUUUCACUGGACUCGUGCCAUUCUUUGGAUCAUUACCGAAUUUGGAAGAACUUGAUGUGUCAUACAACAUGCUAGAACCGGGCGAUUGGAGCUUUAUGACAUCACUCUCGAAUUGCUCUAAAUUGACUCAACUGAUGUUAGAUGGGAACAGCUUCCAAGGAAUUUUGCCAAGUUCAAUCGGCAAUCUUUCUAGCAAUCUUGAGGGAUUAUGGCUAAGAAAUAACAAAAUCUAUGGACCGAUACCGCCAGAAAUAGGUAAUCUAAAGAGUCUCAGUAUAUUGUUUAUGGAUUACAAUCUUUUCACUGGUACUAUACCACAAACAAUUGGAAAUCUGAACAACUUAACUGUUCUAUCAUUUGCACAAAAUAAGCUCUCAGGCCAUAUCCCUGACGUUUUUGGCAACCUAGUUCAGUUGACAGAUAUAAAAUUGGAUGGGAACAACUUCAGUGGAAGAAUACCUUCAAGUAUAGGGCAAUGUACUCAACUCCAGAUACUCAACCUUGCUCACAACUCAUUAGAUGGGAAUAUACCAAGUAUAAUAUUCAAAAUUACUUCGCUUUCUCAAGAGAUGAACUUGUCACACAAUUACUUGACUGGAGGAAUGCCAGACGAAGUUGGAAAUCUCAUUAAUUUGAACAAACUUGGAAUCUCAAACAACAUGUUGUCUGGAGAGAUCCCAUCCUCCCUUGGCCAGUGUGUGACUCUGGAGUAUCUUGAGAUACAAAGCAACUUCUUUGUAGGAGGUAUUCCGCAAUCUUUUAUGAAAUUAGUAAGUAUAAAAGAGAUGGAUAUAUCUCGGAAUAAUUUGUCUGGGAAAAUCCCACAGUUCCUCAACUUGCUGAGUUCCCUACAUGACCUCAAUUUAUCCUUCAACAAUUUUGAUGGAGUCAUUCCAACGGGUGGCGUUUUCGACAUUGACAAUGCAGUAUCAAUUGAAGGAAAUAAUCAUUUGUGUACAAGCGUUCCAAAAGUUGGUAUUCCUUCUUGUUCUGUUUUGGCUGAGAGGAAAAGGAAACUCAAGAUCUUGGUUCUAGUCCUAGAGAUACUGAUACCAGCUAUCAUUGCUGUUAUAAUCAUUCUAUCCUAUGUUGUGAGAAUUUAUGGAAUGAAGGAGAUGCAAGCAAACCCACAUUGCCAACAAAUUAAUGACCAUGUGAAAAACAUAACAUAUCAAGACAUUGUAAAGGCUACAGAUAGGUUCAGUUCUGCCAAUUUAAUUGGCACAGGAUCGUUUGGGACGGUUUACAAAGGUAAUCUAGACCGUCAGCAAGAUGAGGUUGCCAUCAAAGUAUUUAACCUUGGAAUUUAUGGGGGCCAAAGGAGCUUUAGUGUGGAGUGUGAAGCUCUAAGAAACAUUCGCCAUCGAAAUCUUGUAAAAAUCAUCACUCUGUGCUCUUCAGUGGAUUCCAAUGGGGCAGACUUCAAAGCCCUUGUGUUCCAAUAUAUGGCCAACGGGAACUUGGACACUUGGCUACAUCCAAGGGCUCAUGAACACAGUGAGAGGAAAACUCUGACUUUUAACCAAAGAAUCAAUAUAGCCUUGGAUGUAGCAUUUGCUUUGGACUAUCUGCAUAACCAAUGUGCAUCUCCGCUAGUACAUUGUGACUUGAAGCCAAGCAAUAUCCUUUUGGACCUUGACAUGAUUGCUUAUGUCAGUGACUUUGGCCUAGCAAGAUGUCUAAACAAUACCUCAAAUGCAUAUGAAGGAAGUUCAAAAUCUUUGGCUUGCCUAAAGGGAUCUAUAGGAUACAUCCCACCAGAGUAUGGCAUGAGUGAAGUGAUAUCAACCAAGGGUGAUGUCUACAGCUUCGGUGUGAUUUUAUUGGAAAUGAUAACAGGGAGUAGUCCUACUGAUGAAAAAAUCAAUAAUGGUACAAGCCUUCAUGAACAUGUUGCAAGAGCUUUUCCCAAGAAUACCUAUGAGAUUGUUGAUCCCAGGAUGCUACAAGGUGAAAUGAACAUAACAACAGUGAUGCAGAAUUGCAUCAUUCCAUUGGUCAGAAUAGGUCUAUGCUGCUCUGCUGCAUCUCCUAAGGACCGAUGGGAAAUGGGGCAAGUUUCUGCCGAAAUCCUUAAGAUCAAGCAUAUAUUCUCAAGCAUACAUGGUGUAUGA
Oryza sativa Japonica Group (Japanese rice) is the source of this 3381-nucleotide messenger RNA. Its product is annotated as receptor kinase-like protein Xa21. The record is from RefSeq and is a predicted model, not a curated record. Lineage: Eukaryota; Viridiplantae; Streptophyta; Magnoliopsida; Poales; Poaceae. Gene Ontology annotation, biological process: protein phosphorylation. Gene Ontology annotation, molecular function: protein kinase activity; protein binding; ATP binding.